UCCAAUCGCAGCACUGUUUUCUACAUUUUUGCUAUAUAAGGGUCCCUACCGAUAGUUUUUAUUCAUCAUUCAGUGUUCCAAUUUGAUACAACACAGUCAAGCAUUCACAACUAACCAUGAGCGGAAGAGGCAAAGCAGGAAAAUCGAAGGGAGGUAAAUCCAAGACCAGGUCGUCCCGUGCUGGACUCCAGUUCCCAGUCGGUCGUAUCCAUCGUCUGUUGAGAAAAGGAAACUACGCCGAACGUGUCGGAGCCGGAGCACCGGUAUACUUGGCCGCCGUCAUGGAGUAUUUGGCAGCUGAAGUAUUGGAAUUGGCCGGUAACGCUGCCCGUGACAACAAAAAAUCUCGUAUCAUUCCCAGACAUUUGCAAUUGGCAAUCAGGAACGACGAAGAAUUGAACAAAUUGUUGUCCGGUGUCACAAUCGCUCAAGGCGGUGUGUUGCCCAACAUCCAAGCCGUUCUUUUACCCAAAAAGACCGAGAAGAAAGUCUAAGGUUACACUGACUUUUUCUAGUUGUAUUAUAAAACGGCCCUUUUCAG
This is a messenger RNA of Rhopalosiphum padi (bird cherry-oat aphid), 541 nucleotides long. Its product is annotated as histone H2A. Lineage: Eukaryota; Metazoa; Arthropoda; Insecta; Hemiptera; Aphididae. Bases 117 to 494 code for a protein of 125 amino acids. Gene Ontology annotation, molecular function: DNA binding; protein heterodimerization activity; structural constituent of chromatin. The record is from RefSeq and is a predicted model, not a curated record. The transcript has a single exon. Gene Ontology annotation, cellular component: nucleosome.